AUGGAAGGCAAGAGUUUGUUUACGUGCCACCAAUGCGGUGCGCUGCUCAAGUUCCAGUACAGUCCCGUGUCGAUUGAAGAGAAGAUCAUGCGGCUUCGACCCGUGGCGUACGAGCAUCCGGUGGACCCGGGCGAGCAGCGAUUCAGCAAAGGAGAAGAAGAGGAUCAGGGAGCUCGACUGACCGAAGGAACGGACGCUGGAGAAACUACGGACGCAGACGAAGAAGAAGAAGCUGCAGCACCAGCACAGACAGUGAGAUCGUCGCUCAGUCAACAGCAACAGCAGCAGCAAAAGACGUCGGCCGUUGUUCCCGAGAUUGUCUGGGAACGACAACAUCUGGACAUCAGCGAAGAGAGUGGUGCUUGGAUGCCUGCUGAGUUCGACCUCAUGAAUGGGAUUGCCGCUUUUACGAGCUGCAAUCGGGGAGAUAUCGGACAGAGCAUUGCAGAUGUCGUGCCCGCGCGGCUAUUGAACAAAUCACACUUGUGGAUGUCCGAUUGGGAGAUCGACCUUUCUCUUCCGCAAUGUGAUAGGGAAGGGUGGGUGUAUGCAGCAUCGUACGCUGCAUUUGGUGCGAUAGAGGGACUCGUUGCUUCUGAGAAGGAGGUGGCAAAUGAGAACGAACACAGCGGCCCUGCAGCAAGAACUGAUGCGUGUCCACAGGUACGCCAAAGGCGUUUGAUCCGCAAGCGCCGCAUCGAUGGCAGCGAUCUCUGCUGGUUUCAGGAACUGUUGGACUGCAGCACGGUUCUCCUGAAGAAGAGGCUACCAACUUGCCAUGACUGUGAAGCCAAGGUAGUUUCCCGAUUUACUCAAGCAUUGCACGAACUUGAGAAAGACCACACCCAAUAUGAGGGGUUUAUGGCCCAGUUCGUAGACGAAGAGCGAGCGUCAGGACGAACGUUUUGCGAUGACGUCGACUACGAUGAUGAUAGCGAUGAGUGGCGCGCUGACCCAGAGCUUCGUGCUCUAGAAGAAGAAGAGCGACAGCUUAAGGCUGAGUUGGAAGCCAUUGAGGAUGAGACUGCACAAGUCGCAGCGAAGAGGCGCGAGCUUUGGUCAACCGGAAUGGAUCUCGAGCAUUUGGUCCACGGCACGUUUGCUGAAGGAGCGUUUCUGCAGCAUUUGUUGGGUCUGAGUCGCGACGAGCGCCAAUCGGUGGGCGUAUUCGCCGUUCAUGCGUCCGAUAUGCUACGCCGUCUCCAACGCUACAACGUCUGCAACGAUGUGUUCCACAUUUGGCACGACGGUCUUUUCGGGACGAUCAAUGGCCUUCGGCUCGGUCGGCUGCCAUCAAAGCCAGUGGAGUGGGUGGAGAUCAAUGCUGCGAUGGGCCAGGCAGUGUUGUUGCUGGCAACGAUCGCUGAUCGCGCUGAUUUUGAGUUUUCACGGAAUCGCCUUGUACCUCGAGGGAGCUACUCCCGCGUGGUCAAUAUGUACGGAAAGGAGUACAGCCUCUACAGCGACGGUGGUAUGUUCCGCCGUCGUGGCUUCAACCAGGCCAUGAUCCUUUUUCUCGAGUGCGUCGAAGACGCGGGUCGUCGUGCGAUGAAAGAAGAACCUUCCCUCAAGUUUCCGUACAAGGUCGAGCGAGGCAAGAUUGGUGGUUUGCCCAUUUCACUCGGCAACGACGAGCAGUGGACGCGAGCGCUCAAGUAUAUGCUCACGCACCUGAAAUGGCUACUGGCUUGGAUUUCCAAGCGCUACUGA
Molecule: messenger RNA, 1710 nt
Organism: Hyaloperonospora brassicae
Lineage: Eukaryota; Oomycota; Peronosporomycetes; Peronosporales; Peronosporaceae
Source: the annotation of a GenBank genome assembly